GAUCCAAAAUGGCAACGUCCGGCUGUCAGUUUCACAUUUCGCACUGAUUCUUCUGAACAGCUAAAGUUAGCUAACUAGCUGCUUCAGCGACAACGCGGAACUACCACAGAGCUGGGGACAGUUGGACAUGGCAGAGCAGGAGCCAGCCGAAGGACUUCAGGAUCUUGAAAAGAAAAUCGAGGAGAUCAGACUGAGAUUCAAGAAUGAGUUACUUCAAGAUUCAAUAGAAAGGUACGACCCCAGAGAUGUGGAGAAGCUGCAGAAUGAUAAUGCUCUGGUGGAAGGAUACCUGGCGUGGAGGUUUCAUGUUGUCGACGAUGCUUUAAAGAUGAUCGAUGAGAGUUUCAUGUGGAGAAAGGAAUAUGGUGUAAAUGACCUUACAGAGAGCACCAUUCCCAGGUGGAUGUUUGAGACUGGUGCUGUCUACCUCCAUGGCUAUGACAAAGAGGGCAACAAACUCUUCUGGUUUAGGGUGAAGCUGCACGUCAAAGAUGCAAAAACCAUCCUGGACAAGAAGAAGUACGUCGCCUUCUGGUUGGAACGGUAUGCGAAGAAAGAACCUGGGAUGCCACUCACCGUUGUAUUUGACAUGACAGAGUCUGGCAUUAGCAAUAUAGACAUGGAAUUUGUAAAGUACGUCAUUAACUGCUUCAAAGUGUAUUAUCCAAAGUUUUUAUCCAAAAUGGUGAUAGUGGAUAUGCCUUGGAUCAUGAAUGCUGCGUGGAAGAUUGUGAGGUCGUGGUUGGGUCCCGAGGCAAUCAGCAAGCUCAAGUUUGCUUCCCGAGCCGAGAUCCAGAUGUUCAUCAGUUUAGAGUACCUGCCUCCUCACAUGGGUGGAACAGACCUCUUCAAGUACAACUACCCACCUCUUCCUGAUGAUGACUUCCAGUCGCCCAUCAGUGAAAACGGACUUCUUGUCAUGGACGACGACGCCGAGAGCAAAAUGGGCGAUGCCGAAAGCACCUCUGAGAUUGUGCCAAAGCCCAAAAAGGUCAAUUUCCUGGAAGACAGUUUGAGGUCAGAGGACAGCGAUAGGGGGGAUGCAAGCAUUAGGAUCAAAGGAGCCAGGAAGCCGGUGACCACCUUCAAAGGUCUUCUUCUAGAUGUUAGCCCUGCAGAAGAACUGUGCUUUGGUUCUGGAGACAAUGAGAGGAAAUGCCUCAUUAUCUUGAGCAAUGUGACCAAAAAUCAGGUGGCCUUUAAGGUUCGAACCACAGCACCUGAGAAGUAUAGGGUGAAGCCCAGCAGCAGCAGCUGUGAACCAGGAUCUUCAGUAGAUAUAGUCGUGUCCUUACAUGGAGGUUCCCAGGCCUCUCCGCAUGACAGGUUUUUGAUCAUGGCUGCAGAAAUGGAAAACAUUGGCUCACAAGAACUUGCACAGUUCUGGAAAGAAGUACCAAAAGCAAAGAUUAUGGAGCACCGAUUGCGUUGUCAUACUCUGGAUAGUGUUAAAGCUGCAGUGGACCCUCUCAAGGAGAGCCCAAUGGAGACCUUCACCAGUGGCCAACAGGAGCUCAGCACUGCACUCAUGCGAUUGAUGAACUGCAACUCCCGUCUGGAGCAGAAGGUGAACUCGUGUCUGUGGCUGCAGAAGGUUCUCACGGCGUUGGUGCUGGUCCUCGCAGUGCUCAACCUACUGUGCCUCUACGUGCUGGGUACGGCUCAGCGGCCAUCCUGACCCGCCGCAGCGUCCUCCGCCUAUGUCGGUCAGCCUCGGAUGUGCCGGGGCUGCAGUUGACCUCCCAAAGGACUGUGAUCCUGCGCUCCCCCCACCCACCAUCCCUCCUCUCAGGCUGGUGUCUCGCAGAGGAGCUGACUUUAAGGACGUGAGCUGACGGGGAGUCCAAAUCUGAAGAGAGCUUGUGCUUUUCUCUUCUCCGCCAUUCCACAGUUAA
Molecule: messenger RNA, 1895 nt
Organism: Nematolebias whitei (Rio pearlfish)
Lineage: Eukaryota; Metazoa; Chordata; Actinopteri; Cyprinodontiformes; Rivulidae
Gene: mospd2
Product: motile sperm domain containing 2
Exons: 15
Coding region: 128-1678 (516 amino acids)
Source: RefSeq, a predicted model, not a curated record